Messenger RNA from Phragmites australis (common reed), 582 nucleotides. RefSeq names its product MADS-box transcription factor 4-like. The record is from RefSeq and is a predicted model, not a curated record. Lineage: Eukaryota; Viridiplantae; Streptophyta; Magnoliopsida; Poales; Poaceae. Bases 1 to 582 code for a protein of 193 amino acids. The transcript is spliced from 5 exons.
AUGCCGUUGUGCCUCGCCAGCAAGCUGGUUGGGCGUGCAAGGGAUGGCGGCGGUCGGGUGACUUCGCCGCUCGCCAUGAGGGUUCACCCGACCCCGCAGAAGCGUGACAUCGCCGUGCAGAGCUGCGCGGCCGCCACCGCCACCGCGGGUGCAGGAGAGAAGAAGCUGCGCUGCUUGCCGCACAUAGUAUCAAAGAUGCCGGAGCUCCCGUUCGUGACCGACGCCGACAUCUCCAGGACGACGCCUCGGCGCUCUGCUGCAAAGGGACUGCAGGCGUCUGAAAGGCUGCUGAACUCCCUGCAGCCCAGGGAGCUGAUCGCGAUUGAGGAGGCGCUCCAGAACGGGCAGACCAACCUGCGCGACAAGCAGAUGGACCACUGGAGGAUGCACAGGAGGAAUGGGAAGAUGCUGGAGGACGAGCACAAGCUUCUGGCUUUUAGGAUGCACCAACAGGAUGUGGAGCUGAGCGGCGGCAUGAGGGAGCUGGAGAUCGGGUACCAUCACGACAGGGAGUUCACUUCGCAGAUGCCGUUCACCUUCCGGGUGCAGCCCAGCCAUCCCAACCUGCAAGAAAACGAGUAG